This is a messenger RNA of Iphiclides podalirius (scarce swallowtail), 402 nucleotides long. The record is from the annotation of a GenBank genome assembly. Lineage: Eukaryota; Metazoa; Arthropoda; Insecta; Lepidoptera; Papilionidae.
AUGAAAGGAAAAAAAACUCGGUCGGCACAUGAAACGCAGCGCAGAGACGGCGGUGCACUCGCCGAAACAAAGGCGCCUCGUAAAAGCGAUCUAUUCGGGGAAGAGAGAUUUUGCACAAGUUGCGGACGCGCCGCGAAUUGCGGGCGAGUGCAGAGUUUAGGUUUAAUGACCACCGUAAACGGCAACGGUUAUCGCGGUAGGCACGGCUUCGGAGCGGCACGCAGCGCGCACGCGUGUCUCGCUUACAAACGAUUGGCGGGCGCCGCCACGCCUCGCCCGCUACACUCAUGUAGAUCAAUUAUUUAUGUCGUCCGUAUAACGCCGACGGCGGGGAUUUUUAUGACGAAACUAGGCGUCGCCGGCGGCUUCGCUCGGAUCGUCGCGCGGCUAAAACGGAGGACC